CUUAACUGUUCACAAGGUCUGGGAAGGAGCUGUGUUAGCAAGUGGGAGGCAAACUCUGAGAGAAAAUGUGCUGUUAUGUUUGUUCAUUUGAUCAGGAUCAGCCAUAGAUGUUGUCGGGGUUCCUCUGAGGUUUCUUUUGGUGGAGCCAGCCCCUGUGGGGGUGUCGUGAGGGCACCAUGGGGUCAGGAGGACAGGUCAGGCUCCUGUUGUGGAAGAACUGGACCAUCCGUAGGAGACAAAGGAUGCGUUUCUUUGUGGAGAUCAUGUGGCCUGUUAUGCUCUUCAUUGGACUGGUGUGGCUCAGAAGAGUGAAUCCACUCUACCGCCAACAUGAAUGCCACUUUCCAAACAAAGCCAUGCCUUCAGCUGGUGUCCUGCCAUGGAUCCAGGGGAUCUUCUGCAAUGCCAACAACCCGUGUUUUCAGCACCCCACCCGUGGUGAAUCCCCUGGCUUGGUGUCCAACUAUAACAACUCUAUACUGGCACGGUUGUACUCGGAUGCUGAAGCGCUUCUCUUCAGUGAUCCUGAUUUCCUGGAAGUGGGACGCCUCUGGAGGGAACUCAAUGCCAUGAGUAACUUUAUGGACACCUUGCGCUCUCGUCCUGAGGAGGUCUCAGGUCGAGGAGUGAUGGUGGAGACUAUCCUGAAGGAUGACGAAACUCUGACGGCAUUCCUUUUAAGAGACGUUCCUCUGACUGAGUCUGUGGUGUAUCAUCUUGUUCAUGCCCAAAUCAGGCCUGAACAGUUUGCCUUUGGGGUCCCUGACUUACAUUUAAAGGACAUCGCCUGCAGCCUGAACCUGCUGGAGCGAUUCCUGAUAUUUCCCAGCCGCAGAGGCCUCCAUGCCGUUCGGAAUGCCAUGUGCAUCCUGACUCCACAGCGCCUGCAGAUCAUCGAGGACAAAUUCUACGCCAAUGUCGACUUCUUUAAACUCUUCCGCCUGCUUCCUCGAGUUCUGGAUAACUACUCGGAUGGAAUCAACAUUAACUUCUGGGUCCGGAUUGUGUCGUCUGUCUCAGAGACACUGAGAAAGCUGUUCUACAGGAGUAGCUCCCAGGAGUUCAUCCACGUCGUGACCCCUUUCUUCCAGAAAAAUCUGUCCUUUAGGGAUGUAAUGGCUGCUGCCUCCAGCCUCGUAUGUGGUUACACCGAGGGGGCUUUCUCCAGAGUCACCUCCUUCAAUUGGUAUGAGGACAAUAACUACAAAGCUUUCUUGGGCAUCGGCAGGAGCCGAGCGAAGGAUGACUACACGUACGACAACAGCACCACUCCUUUCUGCAAUGACUUAAUGAGAGAACUGGAGUCAAACCCAGCCACCAGGGUGAUGUGGAACUCUGUGAAGCCGAUGCUGAUGGGGCGCAUCCUCUACGCUCCAGACUCACCAGCCGUCAGGCGGGUCAUAAAAAAUGCAAACACCACGUUUGAGGAGCUGGAGAGACUGAGGACGAUGGGGAAAGCCUGGGAGGAGGUGGCUCCUCAGAUCUGGGCUUUUUUCCAAGAUGGAAUCCAAGUCGAAAUGAUCCGGGACAUCAUUCGUAAUCCAUCUGUCAUGGAUUUCAUUGACAAAAGUCUGGAGGAUGCACCAUUUUCCUCCAAACACAUCCUCAACUUCCUGCGCAACGAACCACUGGAGGAUCGUCCGUACGACGUGCCUAAUUUUGACUGGCGGGACGUCUUUAAGAUGAUUGACAGGGUCAUUCGGAUGCUCAACCAAUAUGGGGAUUGUGUUGUCCUUGACAAAUUCGUGGCCCUGCCUGAUGAAGAUGCCGUCACGUAUCGGGCUUUGAACCUGCUGGAGGAUGGCAAAUUCUGGGCAGGUCUCAUCUUUGUGAACAUGCACCCCUGGACCACCAGCGUCCCGCCUCACAUUAAGUUCAAGAUCCGGAUGGAUAUUGAUAUUGUGGAGCGUACCAAUAAAGUCAAAGACAGGUAUUGGGACCCAGGUCCCAGAGCUGAUCCCAUGGAGGACCUCCGUUAUGUCUGGGGGGGCUUUGCAUAUUUUCAAGACAUCAUAGAGCAUGGGAUAAUCAGGACUCAUACAGGAAAGGAGUGGCCUCUUGGGGUUUACCUACAGCAGAUGCCGUACCCUUGCUAUGUGGAUGAUCUCUUCACGCUGACACUAAAUCGAUGUUUCCCCGUCUUCAUGGUUCUGGCUUGGGUCUACUCUGUGUCCAUGGUAGUGAAGAGUAUCGUCCUGGAGAAGGAGCUCCGCUUGAAGGAGACACUGAAGACCAUGGGGGUCACCAAUGGUGUCAUUUGGUCCACGUGGUUCAUUGACAGCUUUAUCAUGAUGGGGACCAGCACUGCUCUUCUGACAGCCAUCAUUAUGGGAGGGAGAGUUUUGAACUACAGCAACCCCUUUAUUCUUUUCCUCUUCCUGCUCACCUUCACCACUGCAACCAUCAUGCAGUGCUUCCUGCUGAGUGUCUUCUUCAAUCAGGCCAAACUUGCAGCUGCCUGUUGCGGCAUCAUUUACUUCACACUUUACCUCCCGCAUGUCUUCUGCAUCGCAUGGCAAGAUCGGAUCACCAAAGACAUGAAGAUCCUGCUGAGUCUGCUGUCACAGGUAGCAUUUGGCUUUGGCACAGAAUAUUUGUCCCGCUAUGAGGAGCAAGGGAUGGGUUUGCAGUGGGAUAACAUCCAGACAAGUCCUCUGGAGGGAGACGAAUUCUCCUUCCUCACCUCCAUCUGUAUGAUGGUUCUGGACACGGUUCUGUACUCCGUGCUGGCCUGGUACCUGGAUAACGUUUUCCCUGGACAGUAUGGAAUUGGCCGCCCCUUUUACUUUCCUUUGCUACCCUGCUACUGGCUCAACAGUGUGGCUCCAGUUACAGACAACGUCAAAAUAAAUAGAAAAAGCUUUGAUAACCUUGUGGUCAAGGAGCAAGGAAAGCUGCCAAUGAGAGGAGAGAAGGAAAACGGCGAUCAAGCCAAGUCUAAGGAAGAUGUUCCCUCAUGUGAACACCAGCAUCAACGCGAGGAGAACCAAGAGAAAGAGGCAGAUCAGUCGUUCUUUGAAGCAGAGCCAGAUAAUCUGGUGAAGGGAGUUUGCAUCGAGAACCUGGUCAAAGUGUUCAGCAGCUGCGUGCGGCCAGCCAUCGAUGGCCUUACCAUCAGCUUCUACGAGGGCCACAUUACUUCUCUUUUGGGCCACAAUGGAGCUGGAAAGACCACCACCAUGUCAAUCUUGACGGGCUUGUUCCCUCCCACAUGUGGGACAGCCACCAUUUAUGGCAAAGACAUCCGCACAGACAUGGACAGCAUUCGUCUGUCUCUGGGAAUGUGCCCUCAACAUAACAUCCUCUUUCAGCACAUGACGGUGGCGGAGCAUAUCCUCUUCUUUUCAUUGCUGAAAGGCUGUCCAAUAGCAGAGGCUGAGGAGGAGGUGGAAAACAUGCUUCAGGAUUUGGGUCUUCCUCACAAACGAGACGAAUUGAUCCAGAAUCUGUCAGGGGGGAUGCAGAGGAAGUUGUCAGUUGCGCUGGCCUUUGUGGGUGGGGCCAAGGUGGUGGUCCUGGAUGAGCCCACAUCUGGGGUGGAUCCGUACUCCAGACGCUCCAUUUGGGACCUGCUGCUCAAAUAUCGCACAGGCCGUACGGUGAUCAUGUCCACCCACCACAUGGAUGAGGCCGACCUUCUCAGUGACCGGGUGGCCAUCCUCUCUCAGGGUCGCCUCUACUGCUGCGGAUCCCCCAUCUUCCUCAAGAACUGUUUUGGCGCAGGCUUCUACCUCACUCUUGUGCGUCGGAUGAAAAACGAUCCGCCAAAGCCCAGCUGUGAUUGCACACAGGAUUGUUCCUGCAAAUGUUCAAAGUGUUCCAAGUUUAAAGCCAACCAUGAAGAGACCAAAACCUCUGACAGACAGAUGGACGGUAACAUUGAAAGCAUCAUGGCCUUAGUUCAUCACCAUGUACCGCAGGCUCGACUCAUAGAGACCAUAGGUCAAGAGCUAACGUUUCUGCUCCCGAACCAAAACUUCCAGCCCAGAGCGUACGCCAGCCUCUUCCGGGAGCUGGAGGAGACGCUGGUGGACAUCGGUCUCAGUAGCUUUGGUGUGUCAGACACAUCUCUGGAGGAGAUCUUUCUAAAGGUCACUGCAGAUGGAACCAACAGGAAGUGCAUUCCAGAUAAAAUAUCAUUGCGACAGAUGUCUCAAGCUAGUGUGUGUGGAUUCAACAGAGUGGCUGUUGAUGUGGAAGGACAAAAAGAGUCCAAUGGCCAGGACCCAAGCCAGAUCAAGGAGGGCAGUGCAGGCCGGGGGUCAUACCGGGUCAGAGGCGUCUGCCUGACCGUCAAGCAGUUCUUAGCUCUGCUCAUCAAGAGACUGCACCAUGCCACUCGCUCCUACAAAGACUUCGUAGCACAGAUUGUGCUUCCUGCCAGCUUUGUGUUCUUCUCACUGAUGUUUAAUCUGAUUGUGCCACCAUUUGGAGAAUACCCAAGUCUGACGCUUAGUCCGUGGAUGUAUGGGCGCCAGUACACCUUUUUCAGCAAUGAGCGCCCCACGGAUGCCGCGAUGAGAUACUUUGGCAAUGUGCUGCUGGAUAAGCCAGGCUUUGGGACUCGCUGCAUGGUGGAUGAACCGUUGGAAGAUUUCCCAUGCAACAACAUCACAACAGAAUGGGAGAUGCCAUUGGUUAACCCUGCCCUUAUAGAAAUGCUGGAGAGCCCGCGCUGGGAUUCCCUCAGACCUUCUCCAGAAUGUCAGUGCAGCACAGCCAAGAAACUCACCAUGCUCCCUGUGUGUCCAGAAGGAGCUGGAGGCCUCCCUCCUCCUCAGAGGAUCCAGUCAACAGGCGACGUUCUGAUGGACCUAACUGGUAGAAACAUCUCUGACUACCUGGUUAAGACUUACCCUAAACUUAUCAGAACCAGCCUGAAAAGCAAAUAUUGGGUGAAUGAACAAAGGUAUGGUGGCAUAUCAGUGGGAGGACAGCUUCCUGUUUUAUCUCUUCAACCUAAUGCAAUCCAGGAUUUGGCAUCUCAGCUCGGGCAACUUCUCAAUGUGACAGGAGGCAAAUACUCCAAACAAACUCUCAGAGACAUAGGAACAUUCCUCAGGUAUCUGGAGACUCCAAACAAUGUCAAGGUGUGGUACAACAACAAGGGCUGGCACGCCAUGGUGUCUUUCAUGAAUGUCGCCAAUAACGCCAUCCUUCGCGCACACCUGCCCGAAAGAGCCAACCUGGAUGAAUUUGGAAUCACCGUCAUCAACCAUCCUCUGAACCUCACCAAAGAGCAGCUGUCUGAGAUCACUGUACUGAGCACGUCCGUGGACGCAGUGGUGGCCAUGUGUGUCAUUUUCGCCAUGUCCUUCGUCCCAGCCAGCUUUGUCCUUUAUCUCAUCCAAGAGCGGGUCACUCAAGCCAAACACCUGCAGUUUGUCAGUGGCGUCAGUCCACUGGUGUACUGGAUGGCCAACUUUCUGUGGGACAUGGUGAACUACUCCAUCAGUGCAGCAAUGGUGGUGCAAAUAUUCCUCUUUUUUGACAAGAAGUGUUACACAUCUGCAACCAACGUGCAAGCACUGAUCGCUUUGCUCAUGCUUUACGGCUGGUCUGUGACACCCAUGAUGUACCCCAUGUCCUACGUGUUCAGUGUCCCGAGCACAGCCUACGUCUCUCUGUCAUGCAUCAACCUCUUCAUUGGCAUCAACAGCAGUGCCAUCACCUUCAUCCUGGACCUUUUUGAGAACACCUCUGCUUUAUAUGGAUUCAACCAGCUCCUUAAGACAGCACUUCUUAUCUUUCCUCAUUAUUGCCUGGGGCGAGGGCUUAUAGACAUGGCCAUGAACCAGGCUGUGACUGAUGUCUACGCUCGCUUUGGUGAGGACUAUAGUCCUGAUCCCUUUAGCUGGGUCUUCAUCGGAAGGAACUUGUUUUGCAUGGCUGCCGAGGGAUUUGUGUAUUUCAUCAUUAACAUUCUCAUCCAGUACCGCUUCUUCAUGGAUCACUGGAUUCCAGAUGGCCCAAAGCCCCACAUUUUGGAGGAAGACGUGGAUGUUGCUGAGGAGAGAAAGCGGAUCCAGCAGAGCGGAAACACAAAUGACAUUUUACGCAUAAAAGACCUGUCCAAGACGUACACAGGAACAAUCAUUCCUGCAGUGGACCGCAUCUGUGUUGGAGUGUUACCUGGAGAAUGUUUUGGUCUGGUGGGGGUGAACGGAGCAGGGAAGACCACAACAUUUAAGAUGCUAACAGGUGACAUUGACGUGACUUCAGGAGAUGCUUCAGUGGCUGGUCACAGCAUUUUGACCAACAUCCUGGAUGUCCAUCAGAACAUGGGUUACUGCCCGCAGUUUGAUGCCAUAGAUGAGCUGCUAACAGGCAGAGAACAUUUGCAUCUUUAUGCCCGGCUCCGUGGAGUUCCAGAGUCCCAGAUCAGCAGGGUUGCAGACUGGGCCAUCCAGAAGCUUGGUCUCUCAGAGUAUGCCAGCAGAACUGCAGGAACUUACAGUGGAGGCAACAGAAGAAAACUUUCAACCGCUAUCGCCAUGAUAGGUUGUCCUGCUCUGGUCCUGCUGGAUGAACCUACCACAGGAAUGGACCCUCUCUCCAGACGCUUUCUCUGGAACUCCAUCAUGAGCGUUAUCCAGGACGGACGAGCUGUGGUGCUCACCUCACACAGUAUGGAAGAGUGUGAGGCUUUAUGCACCCGCUUAGCCAUCAUGGUCAAUGGUUCCUUCAAGUGUCUGGGAACGAUUCAACACCUCAAAUACAAAUAUGGCGACGGUUACAUUGUGACCAUGAAGAUCAGGACAGCAAACCCUGGCUGCAACCCAGACUUGAGUCGCGCUGAAGCUUUUAUGGAGAGCACCUUCCCUGGUUGUAUCCAAACAGAAAAACACUACAACACUUUGCAGUACAAGAUCUCCUCCUCCUCUCUGGCCAGAAUCUUUCAAAUGGUCCUCGUCAACAAGGACAAACUCAACAUAGAGGACUACUCUGUGUCACAGACCACGCUCGACCAGGUGUUUGUGAAUUUUGCCAAGCAGCAGUCAAGAGAGGAUGACGCAAUUGUGUUGCAUCCAAAAGCAGCAGGAGUGCAACGUUACAUUGAAACCAUACCAAUCAAAUCCUCCAGGAAGUGAAGACGCCUCAGUCACCUCAAUAAAACAAGAGCUGGUUUUUACUUUUGCACUUUAAAGAACUGCUUACAUAAAAACAGAACCUAAAAGAUUCAAAUGUAUGAUAAGAUCCAUUAGCUCGUGGUGAUAAAAUACAAAUGUUAUAAUGUUAGCCACGUUAGAGUUUUGAGAACAAUGAUUUAAAAUGCUAGAGACGCUACUCUAGCCUGUUGCCAUUGUCCAAGAUUCCUAAAGAACAACGCCAUAUUGGAUAGGGCAGUAAACACAGGAGAUUUGAAUAAUUUUGGUCAGAUUUUUAUAAGAAAAAAAACUCAUGACAAAAAUAAGACCCAGGCCGUGGUAUUCAUGUUUUUGUAGACUGCUUGCGCCCGUUGUGUAUGGACCGGUCCAGCGGAGCGGACUGAGAACAGUGCAACUUGUCGAGAGUUGUGCCUGUCCGGGGGGCCCCGCAGACAGGAAUGAGGUCGCAGUGGGGGCACCCCUGGUGCGGUGAGGUCCGCCCAGUGUUCGCUGUAAAGCACACGCCCGCCGCAGCUUGUCGAGCCGAAGCCAGUCGCGACACAUCGCUGCAGGGGAUAUACACCCCCUGGUCUUUGCUUGCCUCUACCGAUGGAAUCCUGGUUUGUUCUUUUUCCUCCGCUUCAUAGUAUGCUUCAAUUCAAUGGGUUGUCCUCCAAAAAACAAAAACAAAAGUUGGUCCUGUCAGAAGACAUAGUACAUAGUACAAAGUCUACAGCUACCAUUGACUUUGAAAGGCCUACAAGAUCAGCCUAAACGUUCACUACUCUGAGAAUAAAGUCACUCAGAUCUUUCUCAAACGUUUUCUAUAAGUUCUCCUUUAUUAGCUUACAGUAAUACCUGUGAAAAGUCACAUCCUUGUUUGUCCAGCUAUGUUUGUGCAAUUGUAGCACACUGGUGAGCCAGCACCUGGACCUAUCCACAUCCAACUUUGCGUCUGCAGCAAGCCAGCGUAGUGACUCUAACCUAUAUAACUCAUUGAUUAAGAAUAUCUAAACCUCCCGUGCUUGUUUGCAACACGUAAAAAACAGAAUACCGCUAAAACAAAUGCUACUAUGUCUACGCUAACUCCCAACCGGUAAAAACAACAGACUGAUACUACUACUAGUACGGUGACUGGAAUGUCAUUGUGCGUGUAACACGUCAUAAUGACAAUAAAGUCUAGUCUAUCCAAUUCUAUUUCUACACUAGAACCCAACAUUGCUAUUAACACGUAAGGUACACCUUCUGACACUGCUACAUGUUAGCCCUGUUAGUGUAUUUACAAAAACCCAACCUUGUUUGCAACACUCAAAAAGAAAACAGACUGACAUUUAAACAGCGCCUCAAAAUCGCUUUAAACACGACCAGAAUUAAUCAAUAAAAAAGGUACUCACUGUCGUUCUUAAAAUGAAAUGAGGUUUUUCAGUGCGCCUUAUAGUGCGUUAAAUCCAGAAAAUAUACUGUAUGCAUUUGACCUUCUGAUCAUGCAACUGCAAGAGAGUUCACUUGAAUUGCUUUAUUGAACUGUUUUCAGCACAUGAGGUUAGUGAGCUUUAAAGUUAGGAAGUGCCUGCUGCAUGCUCCAUGUUCUGCUCACCUUGUAGGCCUUGCAAAUAAAACUAUAGAAUGACUUUCAUUCAAACAAAAAAAAAGAAAGGUUUUUCAUCAAGUUUGGAGAAAGCAAAGGUCUUCUGUCUUAUUGCUUCCAAUGCCAUGCAAGUUUGUCUUUAGUUGCCUUUUGGUCAAGUCAAAAAGCAGCCAAGGAGCCAUAGUUUUAGCACUUUAUUUAUUACGCAGUUUGCACCAGCAAGUUUUUUUAGUGCAAUACACCUGACAGUUACAGAAUCUUGUUGCAGCUGUUAACAUUGAUACUGUGUGAUGUUUUUGUUUCUAUGUCUUCAAUUUUGUCCAAUCUUUGCACUUUGGUGACUUUUCUGCAUUCCACCUGCACCUGGUGUCAGAAGUGGAAGAUUACAAUGAAAAAAAUGUUUCUAAGAGAAGUCAAAUUUCCAAUAAAGUAACAUUUUCCAUUAA
Messenger RNA from Oryzias latipes (Japanese medaka), 9122 nucleotides. RefSeq names its product ATP-binding cassette, sub-family A (ABC1), member 4a (gene abca4a). Gene Ontology annotation, molecular function: ATP binding; lipid carrier activity; ATP hydrolysis activity. Lineage: Eukaryota; Metazoa; Chordata; Actinopteri; Beloniformes; Adrianichthyidae. The record is from RefSeq and is a predicted model, not a curated record. Gene Ontology annotation, cellular component: intracellular membrane-bounded organelle; membrane. Gene Ontology annotation, biological process: lipid transport; transmembrane transport.